AUGUGCUACUAUGGAGGAUACUAUGGAGGCCUGGGCUAUGGCUAUGGAGGCCUAGGCUGUGGCUAUGGUUGUGGCUAUGGUGGCUAUGGCUAUGGCUGCUGCCGCCCACUGUGCUGUAGAAGAUACUGGUCCUGUGGCUUCUACUGA
Mus caroli (Ryukyu mouse) is the source of this 147-nucleotide messenger RNA. Its product is annotated as keratin-associated protein 20-2-like. The record is from RefSeq and is a predicted model, not a curated record. Lineage: Eukaryota; Metazoa; Chordata; Mammalia; Rodentia; Muridae.